GAUUCAUAUGUGAGACACUUGCUGUUCUAACAUUAAAAUUUUUGAACUUUCAUACGGAAAUAAUCUAAUUGACAGCAAAAUGUUUGUGGUUUUUCUGACUUUGGCUUUAAUUUGUGGUUGCCGUGGUUACCCAUCUGGAGCGCCUCAAUCGGCAUGUGACGACAUGACCCCAGCCCAUGGCGUUUCUCCUCAAAAGACGCCAUCACCAUACGUCAUCAUACUGUCAACUUCCAAGUUAUCUGUCGAUGAAUAUCUUACGAUUUCAAUUUCUCCUAAUGAUGGCAAGACGACAUUUAAAGGUUUUCUAAUAGAGGUUUAUACAGACUUGGCAAGUCCAGUCAAGUUUUCAGAAGGAGAAUUCACGGUUCCUGACAAUGCUCACACACAGUGUAAUGGGGGUGCCACACAUUCUGAUGCAAACCCAAAACUAAUUAUAACCCUUUCCUGGAAACCUACUACAAGUUUUACCGGAAAAGUUAAGUUUAGGGCCACGGUUGUACAAUCCUACACAACGUUCUGGGAAAAUAUUGAGUCUGAAUCACUAAGCGUUGAUUAUUUUCUUCCAUCUGCAUCUCCUUUUACAAAGUCACCAGACGACCAGCCUCGCUGUGAGAAAGGUUUUGGUUGCUUCAAAUCUUGUCCCACUGAGUCAUGUGACGGCGUCGUCCAAUGGAAAAAGAGAGAAAAUUUCAUAGAUUUUAGCAUUAUAAUUCGCUUAGAAAAUCCCAACGAUAGAUGGAUCGCUAUUGGACUCUCGCCUACUGGUAAAAUGCCACGAACCAGUGUCAUGAUGUGCAUGUAUUACAAUGAUAAAUUUGAAGUUUUGGACGGAAUAAAUAAUGGAUAUACUUUCUCUAUACUACCAAAUAGCACACUCGGAUUGGUCAAUAUAACUGCUAAUGUGACAGGUCAAAUUAUGACAUGCUCUUUUUCACGUAAAAUUGACGUCCCUGAGGAUUCUGUAGAUGUUUACAGCUUAAACAAAACAUAUUUCCUGUUACUCGGAAAUGGACCAGUCAGAAACGGUAAGCCUGAGCAGCAUGAGGAGACUCCUGAAGUCAGUGGCCAAAAGGUUAACUUUCUGCUGAAUGAGGAUAUUCAACCUCAGAAACCAUCAAUGCUCCUCUACAAAUUACAUGGAAGUUUGAUGAUAUUUGCUUGGAUAUUUCUGUCCAGUAUUGGUAUAAUAACCGCCCGUUAUUACAAGUCAGAGUGGAGGGAUAUGAUGCCAUGCGGAGUCAAAGUCUGGUUUGCUAUUCACAGGACAGUCAUGUCACUUGUGUUUCUUGUUACCACAGGAGGAUUUGUGUUAAUCUUUAUGGAAGUCGGUUCCCUUCUUCAGGAAAACGAAGGAAGCGUCUAUUUGAGGUACCAUCCAGCACUUGGAAUAUCCGUCAUGGCACUGACAGUUGUAAACCCCAUUAUGGCUCUAUUUAGAUGCAGUCCUGGUCACAAAUAUCGGGAGGUCUUUCAUUAUUCUCACAUGUUUGUUGGAACUUCUGCACAAAUUCUAGCAGCUAUUACGAUAUAUUUUGGAGUGAACCUAGAAAAGUCAAAUACACCAAAGGGGGUCUCAUACAUCGUUAUAGCCUAUAUAGUCACUUAUGUCAUCAUUGAGCUUAUGUUAGAAUGUGAAAAAUAUUUCAGAACUCGAGGAGAUGAUUCUGAAAGACAUUUACUUCUGAAAUCGGCUUUGAGCGAGCAUCCAUCUUCAAAAUCACAGUCUAAAGUAAAUGGUUUGAAAUUUUCCAUCUUGAUGUUCCAUUUCUUAUGUAUGUCCGUGUAUUGUUUAGCACUUAUUUAUUUUGUUGCAUCAGCAUAGCAAGAACAAAAUAAUCUGUCGAUGAGAGAGAGAGAGUGAG
This is a messenger RNA of Saccostrea cuccullata (small rock oyster), 1862 nucleotides long. RefSeq names its product putative ferric-chelate reductase 1 homolog. The record is from RefSeq and is a predicted model, not a curated record. Gene Ontology annotation, cellular component: membrane. Bases 80 to 1822 code for a protein of 580 amino acids. The transcript has 16 exons. NCBI's taxonomy places the organism in Eukaryota, Metazoa, Mollusca, Bivalvia, Ostreida, Ostreidae.